AUGGCAGAAUGGGCUCACCUUAUACGGGAUAAUCCUGAUGAUGAAGGAACGAGCAAUGUCACAGACAUGAAUGAUGCUGACACAAAUGCAACGAGCUCUGACACAAUCUCACCACAAUAUGUCCAUCAGCGGGAUGCAGAUAGCUCCAUGGCUUUGUGGAAGGGCAGUCCUAUACACUUACUAAAUUCCAGUGUUGCAUCACAAAUACUCAAUACCAGCCUCGGAGACGUAUAUAACUCGAUGAUGUCGGGCAUUACGACAAGGUAUCUGGACUACAAUUGCAAUCUAUUCGCCGGACCGUACAAGUACACUUUUGAACCAGAGGAUCUUGGGCAGCCCAUGACCCCAGCGGAUGCUGAAACACAAAAUCCAGGGACUGGCAUACCUGUGAACAUUCCCAAUUCAAAAAGGAACUAUCUUCCGCCAUGGAGAAGAUCGAAUUGCAACUAUCUACCUGACACCCUCCAAAACCGCACUUUCCUACCGGAACAGGUUGAUUCACAGAUCAGUAGAGUGACCAUGAUUGGGGUUGCGAGAUUUCUAGACAAUUUUGGUCCACUGUAUGGAAACUGCGUCAACCGAGAGACCCGGGAAAGCGACGAGAAGGCAUUAACGGCGGUUCUCCAGGCAUUUGCUCUCCAAUUUGCACCUUCAGAUUCUCGCAGUGGUCCUCUGGAGUUAAAUUUUAGUCCAUCUCAAGUCAACUCAAGAUUUCAGAAACCAAAGUCAAAUAACGCCCAGGUCUACAAAGCAGCUUGGCACCAUGCUUAUCAAAACCUUCUAGACAGCAGCGAUAACCGGACCUUCGUUCAUAUAUACACGGUAUUCCUGUUCCAGAUGACAGUGGUCCCAUCGGAGGGCCCUGCGGCAAAAGAUGUCGAGGGAACUCCUCUAGGAUUUCUGGACCUUGCACUUUUGCAGAUGACGGAAUUGCAACGACUCGUUGAAUCAUACAGUAAAGACUUGAAAUUCGAGUCGCUCUAUCGUUUUCUGCUCGAUUCAUCGCUUGCAAUAUUCCGAUGGUAUGGAAUCGUCCGUGACAGCAUAGCUUCAAUGCUCUCCGACAGGGCUUGUUUUAUGGACGAGCCGCCAAUCAGGAUCAGGGAUAUCAGCCAACAAAGUGCUGUAGAUACUGCAGAACAAUGGCAGCAGCCUUCCAGCUUUGAACAAUGUGUCGCUAGCAAUUGCCAGAAUGCCGCUGGAGAUCUAUUUCAUAUGUUGAGGCAAAUGACACACCUGAAACAAUUUAUUGCUACUGCUACUCCUGAAAUCGACAGUGCUAUUCUCAAAACUAGAGUGGAAUCUGCAAUAAUUCUUACAGAAGGCUUCGAUUCAACAUAUCAGCCAUGGCUAGAACAGUGUAUAGUCAUGUUUUAUAGACUAUCCAACAAGUCGAAGCUGGCUACUGCCUUCUUAUUGCUGUUCUGGAACCUAGGUCAUCUAUGCCUUGUUGAACAGAUACAUUAUGCCGCUCAUCUCCUGGGGCCGGAUGUUGGCCAUGCAUUGCUUUGCAAAGCAGAUACGUUACAAGAGUCGGCGGUCGCCUUCGUCCUCGCCAUAGCACGUCGUAUAGUUGAUGUCUCCUCAAACGGCGAAUUCAAACUCAUCAACAGCAUCCAAGCAAAGCUACAAUUCGUUUCACACCAUGCGAACACGGCUCUCGUCGUGAUGGCUCUAGUCAAAGGCAUUGAGCAUACGAUUGAUUACAACUUAUCAAAGCAGCCCGCAAAGAAGCAAACGCGAACAGGUGGCUCAAAUCCAAAUGCUCAGCCUGUUUGGAUUCCAUCUAUCAAGCCGUUGUUGACAUGCCUGUUGGCACUAGAAUCUACAGUUUCAGGGGUGUUUACUGCCAGGCCUGCAUUACAAAAGCUAAUGCACGAGUAUAGUGAUGUUUUGAUGGACUGCUGGUCAUCCGAAGACUCGCGAGAAUCCAUCUGA
Molecule: messenger RNA, 1938 nt
Organism: Exophiala bonariae
Lineage: Eukaryota; Fungi; Ascomycota; Eurotiomycetes; Chaetothyriales; Herpotrichiellaceae
Exons: 3
Coding region: 1-1938 (645 amino acids)
Source: RefSeq, a predicted model, not a curated record